AUGUUUGUCUUGUUGUUGUCGAUGAUUACAUCGACACUCCGGGCGGACCGGACAGAGCCUUCUGAGCGGCGCAAUAAACCACAUCAAUGUCCAGCCGAUCCGUGUCUAGCGGUGCGCUACACAGCGAUACCACGGCGUCCACCAGUAAUAGACACCCGUUUUGAUGGCAAACGCGACCGAUAUUGUCCAUCGGCUGAAGUGUACCGACACUGGAGUCCCCGUGACAUACGAUUUCGUCGGCGAAAGGCAUUUGAUACACGUCUGGCGCCCAAAGCCAUCAAACAUGUGCCCAUACGAGUGCCGGCUCUUCAUAAGCCUAAACCGAUUGCCUCGCGACGAAUCGGCCGGGCACAACGUAUCCGCCAUUUGAGGAUGAAAUUCAACGUUUGA
This is a messenger RNA of Medioppia subpectinata, 390 nucleotides long. The record is from the annotation of a GenBank genome assembly. NCBI's taxonomy places the organism in Eukaryota, Metazoa, Arthropoda, Arachnida, Sarcoptiformes, Oppiidae.